AUGCUGGGAUAUGAUGAUUUCACUGCUCUUUGUGGGUUAAUUGAACGUUUAAAGAGAAGACACGAUAUUAUCAGCAAAUCUGUUUGUUGUGAAUUUGCUGCAGUAGAUCUUAGCAUUAUGGAGAAAUUUAAGACCGAGACAUUUCCUCAGAUACUUAAAGAUUAUGUGCCAAAAGAUAUUUUUUACGCUGACGAAACGGGACUUUUCUAUAAACUUCUAACACUUCAGUUAAAGGGAGAGAAAUGCCACGGUGGUGAAAAGGGAAAGGAACGCAUAACUGUAUUGGCUUGUGCGAACAUGGAUGGCUCAGAAAAACUAAGACUUUUGGUGAUCAAUGCUACGAAAAGAGCCGCACCUCCAGAGAGGCGCCGCCUUGGAACGGUCUGCAUUAUAAGUACUGCUAGGGAGUUCAAAGCAGUUAAUGGUGCAACAAACUUCACUCCUAGCCCAACCAUGUUCCUGUAA
Ruditapes philippinarum (Manila clam) is the source of this 465-nucleotide messenger RNA. Its product is annotated as tigger transposable element-derived protein 6-like. The coding region runs from base 1 to 465 and encodes 154 amino acids. The record is from RefSeq and is a predicted model, not a curated record. The transcript has 3 exons. Lineage: Eukaryota; Metazoa; Mollusca; Bivalvia; Venerida; Veneridae. Gene Ontology annotation, cellular component: nucleus. Gene Ontology annotation, molecular function: DNA binding.